AUGAUUGAUGGAUUGUUGGGACUGCAAUCUGAUGAUGCGCAUAAGAGAGCUAGGCAGAUAUUGCAAGAACGCUUUGGUGAUCCAUACAAGAUUAAUCAGGCAUACAAUGAAAGGCUUAAGUCAUGGCCAGUAUGCAGCAAAGCUUCCGAACUUCAGGAAUUCAACGACUUUCUAGCAACAGUGAAAGAAACUAUGAAAACAGUGAAACACCUCAAGGACUUUGACACCUUUUCUGCUAUUCAAGACCUGGUAGUAAGACUUCCACCUUAUUGCAGCAAGAAGUGGUUACAAAGUGCGAAAGCGGUUGAGCUUGGUAAGGGAAAGUAUGAUUUUAACGACCUAGUUGACUUUGUGCAAAAGGCAGCAAAGGAUGCAACUCAUCCAGUGUUCUCGCAUGAAGUUCUGUUAUCUAAGAGAAAGGAGUUGUUGAAAGACAAGAAGCAAGAAGAUAAGAAUAGUUAUCACAAGAGAAAGUUUGGCUCAUUCAACACAAGUAAGUACAAUGAAAGCUCUAGUCAUAGCGAUAAGAACACAAAUGAACUGAUGCGCCCUGCGCGUAGAAAGCCCCACAAAUUGGAGAACUGUGACAUAUUCCUCAAGACGUCUGUAAAUGAACGAUCAGAAUUAGCUAAGUCGGAAGGGCUUUGCUUCCUGUGUUUAUGUCAUGGUCAUAUGGCCAGGAGUUGCAGGGAUCCAUUAGAUGCCUGACAUGUAAGAAACCCCAUGCAACACUUCUCCAUUUUGAAUCCAAGGAGUCUAAGAAUGGGAAUAAGAAAGAGAACGAAGAGUCUAGCAAAGAAAAGCCUAAAGUAGCUAAUCGUGUCGUAGUGUGUCAUAGCAAUGAUUGCAAUGAAGUAAUAACAUCGUCUUUGAUACUUCCGGUAUGGAUAUGUCACAAGGACAAUCCUGAGAAGAAAAUCAUGACAUAUGCUGUUUUAGAUGAUCAAAGUGACACAUGCUUUGUAACGGACAGCGUUUGUGAUCAGUUAGAAAUUGAAGGACCUGAGACUGUGAUUGAGUUAGGAACAAUGCAUGUAGUAGAAGAUAUCAGAACCCAGAAGAUUCGCGGUCUUAUUGUUUCAUCGGAAGAUAAGUCAGUUGAUGUACCCUUACCAAAGGCUUAUUCCCGAGGAAAUAUUCCAGCACGUCGAGAUCAGAUCCCUAGAGUAGAAAUGGCGAUCAAUUGGAGUCAUUUGAGUCAAAUUGCCAAUGAAAUAACAGAAUAUCGUGAUGAUCUUGGUAUUGGUCUCCUAAUUGUAAACAAUUGUGUCGAAGCUAUCAGACCACGUGACGUUAUUCCCGGGAAACCUCAAGACCCGUAUUCUAUUAGAACUGUAUUCGGUUGGGGCUUAAUUGGAGUAACAAACCCUGUUGACCACCGCAAAUGCCAGUAAGACGGAACUAGAAUGCAUUGCCAUCGAGUUACAACCAAAGAUAUCACAACCCAGAGUACCGGUUCAACCUUUGUAGAGAAAACCCAAGUAAACGAAGUAUUGAAUCCUCACGAAGUGUUAAAGAUGUUUGAACAUGACUUUUCGGAAAGGAAGAAAGAGAAACCAAUGUCGUUAGAAGAUCGAAAGUUCCUGAAUAUAACGAAAAGAGAGAUUCAGGUUACUGACGAUGGACAAUAUGAGUUGCCACUUCUGUUUCGAAACGACAAAGUUGAAUUACCGUCCAACAGAAAGCUUGCUGAAUCAAGGUUAGAUGGCCUUAAAGCAAAGUUCUCCAAGGAUGUCAAAUACAAAAGAGAUUAUAUGAAAUUUAUGGAUGAUAUGAUGAAGAAAGGCUACGCUGAGAAAGCUCCACAGACUGAUGGAAAACCGUGGUAUAUACCUCAUCAUGGAGUGUACCAUCCACACAAACCCAAUAAGAUCAGGGUCGUAUUUGACUGCUCAGCCGAAUAUGAAGGUAAAUAAUUAAAUCAACAUCUUUUACAAGGACCUGACCUAACGAACUCGCUCACUGGUGUACUUUGUCGAUUCCGCAAAGAAAAAGUAGCGUUUACGUGUGUCAUCGAAUCCAUGUUCUGUCAGGUACGUGUGAAUGAAGAGCAUCGCGAUUACUUGAGAUUCUUGUGGUGGCCGGACGGAGAUACAUCGAAGGAGCCUGAAGACUACAGAAUGCGAGUCUACCUAUUUGGAGCAACGUCAUCAGCCGGAUGUUCCAAUCGAGCGUUGAAAACCACGGCCAAAGCUGGUGAAGAAGAGUUUGGAACAGAUGCCACCUCAUUUGUCGAAAACAGAUUUUAUGUUGAUGAUGGGUUAAAGUCCGUUGAAAGGUAGAGCAAGCGACUAAGUUGAUAAAAAACAGCAUUGAAAUGUGCCAGAAAGGCGGAUUUUGUCUACACAAGUUUACUGCAAACAAGUGAGAAGUGAUCGAGUCCAUUCCCGUUGACUACAGUGCUAUCGAAGUCAAAGAACUCGAUCUGAGUCACGAUAUACUUCCGAGCGAACGAGUGCUAAGAAUGGAGUGGUGCAUCGAAAGUGAUUCUUUUCGGUUUCGCAUAAUCUUAAAGGACAGACCACUUACAAGACGCGGGGUUUUGGCAACUUUGAUAGCUAGUUAGACUGUCAUGGCGGAUAGACUUGCGAUGGAUAGCUCAAUAAUUAUUGAGGAUUAUUUCACAUUUCCUCAGAGUUAACAUAAAGAAAAUUCCUUAAUAACAUCGACACCGUCUAAGAUAACUAAUCUUAUAAACACAGGCAAUGAAUUUGCCUGGAAAGACUCUAUAGAAAGCUUAAAAAUCUUUGUACAAACCGACCUAAAUCUUUAAGGCAAGUGGACUUCCCCUGGUGGGGAAGUAAAUUAAAGUUCUUUACUAGCAAGAAUUAUGUAAUAAAAUGGUAUGGAAGAAAUAAGAGGAUCGUGCUUGUUAAAGAUAACAAGGAACAAAGUCUCGUCGAGAAAUUUAAAACUUUAGCCACAUUGAUCGAAGGCGAAUUCAAAGGACAUAGCGACGAGCAACACGCGGAAGCCGAAGAUACAUUUGGUAUGGACAAAACGGGUGAGAAUAUACCGACUAAAAAGACAUCUAUACCUACACAUGCCACAGAAUACCGGGAAGACGUAGAUAAUUCAGAAAUCGAGAUGAAAUCGACUAAAUACGGUUGCGAUUCUGGUAAAAUUAUAAAUUCACAAUGCCACUGCAGUGAGUUAGCAGUUCAAUUCAAGCGUAUCGAAGGUGACUUAAAACUAUUGAAAAAUCGAAUUGAAGUUCGCGAAGCUGACGAAACUGCUUUGGUAUGUAGGACUGAUCAUUCGAAGCGAAAAGAGUUAUCUAAAAAGUGAGUUAGAAGUGGCCAAUUCUAAAAUAAUAGAUCUCCAAGCGAAAAUCAAACAUCUCGAAAAUGAAAAAUCUAGCUUGACAACGGCAAUAAGAAUAAUACAGGAAGACAACUCUCUGCGGUCAAACGUAAACAAUACUGAGGAUGAUCAAGGGGGAAACCAGUGGGUCGAAUUAAAUAAAAAGAAAAAGAAACGUAAACGCGAUCAGACUCAGAAACUACAAGAAAUACCAACAAUUACUACGCAUGAAAAUUGUCCUCUCGAGACAACCUGUGCUGAUGAGUCAAAUGCUACUGUUCAAAAAAAUGUAAUCAUCUCGAGCAGGCAAGGGAGAAAAGAUGGAUAUCCGAACACUCAAGGAAAUCAUCAAAAUCCUGUUAAA
Molecule: messenger RNA, 3667 nt
Organism: Paramuricea clavata
Lineage: Eukaryota; Metazoa; Cnidaria; Anthozoa; Malacalcyonacea; Plexauridae
Source: the annotation of a GenBank genome assembly